UCCUUCCUCCGCCAGACCCUGCCGCCCACCACGCUGACCAACAUGGCCAACUUCACGCCAGUCAACGGCAGCUCAGGCAACCAGUCCGUGCGCCUGGUCACGUCAAGCCACAACCGCUACGAGACAGUGGAGAUGGUAUUCAUCGCCACCGUGACAGGCUCGCUGAGCCUGGUAACUGUGGUCGGCAACAUCCUGGUGAUGCUGUCCAUCAAGGUCAACAGGCAGCUGCAGACAGUCAACAACUACUUCCUGUUCAGCCUGGCCUGCGCCGAUCUCAUCAUUGGCGCUUUCUCUAUGAACCUCUACACCGUGUACAUCAUCAAGGGCUACUGGCCCCUGGGCGCCGUGGUCUGUGACCUGUGGCUAGCCCUGGACUACGUGGUGAGCAAUGCCUCAGUCAUGAACCUUCUCAUUAUCAGCUUUGACCGCUACUUCUGCGUCACCAAGCCCCUCACCUACCCCGCCCGGCGCACCACCAAGAUGGCAGGCCUCAUGAUUGCCGCUGCCUGGGUCCUGUCCUUCGUGCUCUGGGCGCCUGCCAUCUUGUUCUGGCAGUUUGUGGUGGGCAAGCGGACAGUGCCUGACAACCAGUGCUUCAUCCAGUUCCUGUCCAACCCGGCCGUGACCUUCGGCACAGCCAUUGCUGCCUUCUACCUGCCCGUGGUCAUCAUGACGGUGCUCUACAUCCACAUCUCCCUGGCCAGCCGCAGCCGGGUCCACAAGCACCGGCCCGAAGGCCCAAAGGAGAAGAAGGCCAAGACCCUGGCCUUUCUCAAGAGCCCCCUGAUGAAGCAGAGUGUCAAGAAACCCCCGCCAGGAGAAGCCGCCCGGGAAGAGCUGCGCAAUGGGAAGCUCGAAGAGGCCCCUCCGCCGGCCCUGCCCCCGCCACCACGCCCAGUGGCGGAUAAGGACACUUCCAAUGAGUCCAGCUCAGGCAGUGCCACACAGAACACCAAGGAGCGACCACCCACAGAGCUGUCAACCACAGAGGCCACCACACCUGCCAUGCCUGCCCCUCCCCUGCAGCCACGGGCCCUCAACCCAGCCUCAAAAUGGUCCAAGAUCCAGAUUGUGACGAAGCAGACGGGCAAUGAGUGCGUGACAGCCAUCGAGAUUGUGCCUGCCACGCCAGCUGGCAUGCGUCCUGCGGCCAACGUGGCCCGCAAGUUUGCCAGCAUUGCUCGCAACCAGGUGCGAAAGAAGCGGCAGAUGGCGGCCCGGGAGCGCAAGGUGACCCGGACCAUCUUUGCCAUUCUGCUAGCCUUCAUCCUCACCUGGACGCCCUACAAUGUCAUGGUCCUGGUGAACACCUUCUGCCAGAGCUGCAUCCCUGACACGGUGUGGUCCAUCGGCUACUGGCUCUGCUACGUGAACAGCACCAUCAACCCCGCCUGCUACGCUCUCUGCAACGCCACCUUUAAAAAGACCUUCCGGCACCUGCUGCUAUGCCAGUAUCGUAACAUUGGCACUGCCAGGUAGGCAGCAGGGGUGCCCUAGGAGGUGCUGGUGUCGCGUGUGUGCGCUGGGGGACCACAUGGCUCACAGGCUGUGGGGGAAGAGUUGGUGGCACCACUCUGUGUUCACGUUUGCUGAAGAGGAGAACCAAGGUCUCCAAGGCCCCAUGGGGCUCAAGAGGCUCUGGCUGGAUUCAGAGACCAGAUCCGUGCUCAGGCUGAGGCAGCUCUGAACUGGGACUGCCUGUCCCAUCUCUGUCACCCUGCUUCACGGGGCUGGGGGCACUGGCCUGGCUGGGCAUCUGCCCCACUGUGACCAACCAUCAGCAUGGCUGAAAGAGCGGACAUCU
Propithecus coquereli (Coquerel's sifaka) is the source of this 1804-nucleotide messenger RNA. RefSeq names its product cholinergic receptor, muscarinic 4 (gene CHRM4). Gene Ontology annotation, molecular function: G protein-coupled serotonin receptor activity; G protein-coupled acetylcholine receptor activity. NCBI's taxonomy places the organism in Eukaryota, Metazoa, Chordata, Mammalia, Primates, Indriidae. Gene Ontology annotation, biological process: G protein-coupled receptor signaling pathway, coupled to cyclic nucleotide second messenger; regulation of locomotion; chemical synaptic transmission. Gene Ontology annotation, cellular component: synapse; plasma membrane; dendrite. The record is from RefSeq and is a predicted model, not a curated record. Bases 43 to 1479 code for a protein of 478 amino acids. The transcript has a single exon.